Molecule: messenger RNA, 1595 nt
Organism: Fusarium odoratissimum NRRL 54006
Lineage: Eukaryota; Fungi; Ascomycota; Sordariomycetes; Hypocreales; Nectriaceae
Exons: 4
Coding region: 15-1544 (509 amino acids)
Biological process (GO): transmembrane transport
Cellular component (GO): membrane
Molecular function (GO): transmembrane transporter activity
Source: RefSeq, a predicted model, not a curated record
CGUCAAUCGCCACAAUGGCUAGUCAUGCAGUGGGCGACAAUGCCAUCAGUGCAGCACCCUUAGCCGCUACUGUUGAUGCCAAGAAUCGUGCUUCGAUUACUUCUAGCCCUGCAGCUGCAAGUUUGAAAAACGACACUAUUGCUACAGUGGCCAGCAAUAGAAGAUGGUUCAGCUGGCAUGAGCCUGGGACGUCACCAGAGGAAAAGAAGCUUAUUUUCAAGCUUGAUUGGUUCAUGCUGAGUUUUGCAUGUCUGAUGUUUUUUAUCAAGCAGCUUGAUCAAAACAAUAUUUCCAAUGCUUAUGUGUCAGGAAUGGCGGAUGAACUCGGCUUCGGUCCUGGAAACGAACUCUCCUGGAUGAAUACCUAUUUCUCCAUCGGCACAAUCUUGGGUGGUCUCGUCUCCAACUUGAUCAUCACCGUCUUGCGUCCUCGAAUCUGGCUCUCAAGCUGCCUCAUAACCUGGUCCGUCUUCGUCCUGGCUCUGUUUAAGUGUAACCACGCCUAUCAAUUCUAUGUUCUUCGGUUUUUCAUCGGUGUAUUUGAGUCCGCUGCUUGGCCUGGCGUUAUGUACUGCUUGGGUUCCUGGUAUCGCAAGAGUGAGCUAGCACGUCGAAGUGGGCUUUUUGUAAUGAGCGGUGUUAUCGGCCAGAUGUUCUCUGGAUAUCUGCAAGCUGCUCUAUUUACUGGUAUGCAUGGCAAAGGAGGGAUGUCCGCUUGGCGAUGGUUGUUCAUUUUCGAUUUCAUCCUCGCUAUCCCAGUUGCGGCCUAUGGAUUUAUCACUUUCCCUGAUACUCCACAUACCACAAGAGCCUUCUAUUUUAACGAAUGGGAAAGAGAAAGGUCCCGCCAGCGUAUCGAAGAGGAGGGCCGCAAGCCCGUGGGAAAGAUGGACUGGAGUGUUAUACGUCGAAUAUUUGGCUCUUGGCAGGUGUAUGCGUUUACGGCAGCAUACUCUUUCUGGACUUUGACAUGUGGAAGUUACGUGAUGCAGUAUUUUGGGAUCUACCUGAAAAAGACUGGUUGGUAUACGGUACCUGAGAUCAACAACAUCCCAACUUGUAUCGGUGCUGUCAACUUUGUGGUCAUGGUAUCAACAGGCUACAUCGCCGAUAAGCUCGGUGGGCGUGCUCUAGUCUGUGGUGUUGUAGGAUGCUGGAUGAUUCUCAACUACUCCAUCCUCACCGCGUGGGACGUUCCUCACAAGCUACGAAUGGCGGCUUUCAUCAUGCACGGCUGCUACGGAUGCUUCACACCUCUGAUCGCAGGCUGGGCCAACGAGGCUUGUGGCGGCGACCAGCAGAAGCGUGCAUUUGUACUGAGCUUCAUGGUUUCUGUUGGUUCUGCGGUGGUUAUUCCCUUCCAGCAGAUCCAGAUGGCAUCUGGUGAAGCUCCUGAGUUUGCAAAGACGCAUGGAUGGGGAAGUGCACUGGCCUGGGUUGUGGCGCUGACACUGUGGACUGGUGCCGGUUUACCCUUGGUGCAGAGAUGGAGGCAGAAGGAGGUUGUAGUGAGUAAUCGAGAGGAUGAGGUGACUGAGGUCUAGGUACUCUUCUAUAGUUUCAUGCCUUAAUAUCGAAGUCCAGAUAAAGAGUCC